UCUCGUGUUCCCACGCAGUUUGACUAAGGUACUUGACUAAAGGCGGUCACGCGCAUAGGUAUGGAAUCAUCGAUGCAAGCCUCAUCGGAGCCAAAGGGCAGGAACGCCCCUGCCCGCGCCGAUUCGGUUCGGUCUUUGUCGUGUUACAGCGUCGACGAGAACGUCCUGGAGGUGCUAUGGGACGAGGAAGUCGACAUGGAGGAGCUCCUCGAGUUCUCUUUCGACCAGAUCGACAAGCUCGCAGAACGCAGGGGAAAGACGAUCGCCACCACCGAGAAGUUGCGUCUUUGGGAGUAUGUGCAGCAAAUGAGGCGCGAGCAGCCUUACUGGGUAACCAAGGAGUCUGUGCCCUGGGACGAAGUUCAGGCCAAGUAUUCACUUCCCAGUCGGUCUCUGUCGUCCGGCUCCUUCCAUUCUCACCUGGAGCUCUCGGGGACUGGACUUGCCACGCCUCCACCUAUGCUCUACUCCCUGAGCAAACCCCUGCCGCCAACUUCUCGUACUGCAGCCGCCAAUGAGAACUCGUCGCAGCCCUCGAACCAGCAGAAAUGCGAUCCGAACGAACGCUUCACCCUGUCCGAGCAGUGGGACGCUGGUUCACCGCACCGGGGUCAUGCUUCGGCAACAGGCUUCAAGAAAAAGCAAGGCUGGCAACGACUCCUGGGGAAGGUUUUUCAUCAGAAACACAAAGAUCCUUCGAAAGACGACGACAGUGGCGAAUUCGCCUCCUUCUUUGCGGGUGUCGCCAACUCCUCUAGCCCUUGUUCGGUGAGCCAUGAAGAGGCAUUGCCGUCUCCACUCAAGGGACCCGAGAAGAAACGCCCGACAGGAUUCCUCCGGCGGUCUCUGCGCAGGGUAGCGACGGCUACACGGAAACGUGAUUCGCGUGACGUUAAGACCGAUAUUUAGAGCAUGCUGUAAACAUUUUAUUUCAGUUUAUUUUAGUUCUGACGAUUUUAUCGCUUCCUCUGUGCGAAUAAAUGAUUAAUUCCCGGCUA
Messenger RNA from Dermacentor albipictus, 998 nucleotides. RefSeq lists its product as uncharacterized. The record is from RefSeq and is a predicted model, not a curated record. NCBI's taxonomy places the organism in Eukaryota, Metazoa, Arthropoda, Arachnida, Ixodida, Ixodidae.